Messenger RNA from Lolium rigidum, 498 nucleotides. Its product is annotated as sigma intracellular receptor 2-like. Bases 1 to 498 code for a protein of 165 amino acids. Lineage: Eukaryota; Viridiplantae; Streptophyta; Magnoliopsida; Poales; Poaceae. The record is from RefSeq and is a predicted model, not a curated record. Gene Ontology annotation, cellular component: endoplasmic reticulum. The transcript is spliced from 2 exons.
AUGGGCGUCGUCUCGGCGGUGGCGGACGCGGUGGUCGUCCUGUUCACCCUCACCAUCGUGGUGGCGGCCCCGCUGAUCGACGGGCAGUCCCUCCUCCCGCACACUCUCUACCCGGCGCCGCUGCGGGACCUCAAGCGGUGGUACGCCGCCGAGUUCGGCGACUACCUCAUGGCCAACCCGCCGGCCUUCCUCCGCGGCCUCUUCUGGCUCGAGCUCGCCUUCCUCUGGCCACUCGCCGUCGCCACCCUCUACGGCGUCCUCACCCGUCGCCGCUGGGCCGCCACCACCUCCCUCAUGGCCGGCGUCACCACCCUCACCUCCAUGUCCGCGAUACUUGGUGAACUGUUGGGCUCAGGAAGGGCAACACCGAAGCUGCUUCAGGUGUAUGGUCCGUACAUUGUGUUUGCAGUGAUUGCAAUUAUGCGUGGCCUCUGCUCUAAUUCGGUGCCUUCCACCGCUGCAUCCAAUGCUCAGAAGACAAGGAAGAAGAGGGUCUAG